This is a messenger RNA of Micropterus dolomieu (smallmouth bass), 11407 nucleotides long. RefSeq names its product phospholipase C, epsilon 1 (gene plce1). The coding region runs from base 524 to 7462 and encodes 2312 amino acids. Lineage: Eukaryota; Metazoa; Chordata; Actinopteri; Centrarchiformes; Centrarchidae. Gene Ontology annotation, biological process: phosphatidylinositol-mediated signaling; small GTPase-mediated signal transduction; lipid metabolic process. The transcript has 44 exons. Gene Ontology annotation, molecular function: guanyl-nucleotide exchange factor activity; phosphatidylinositol-4,5-bisphosphate phospholipase C activity. The record is from RefSeq and is a predicted model, not a curated record.
AUCAACUGUCUCUCCGUGAGGUGUGUGGAGCGACUCAGUCAACGAAAACUUACCAGAACAUGUGCUGAAGCAGUGAGUAUGCGGACUUUCGAGGGAUGCUAACUGGAUUUGACAACUUUGGUCGGGCCUACGAGUGGAUAUCUAUGCCGCUGAUACAUGUCAGGACCAGUCACAGCUAGCGCAUAUGGGCACACACAUGGGCUUGUAAGCUGUGACUGUGAUCCCUACUAUCAAGGACAUUCCUCUGUCCUCCAGGGUCACCUCCGUGGGCUUUCUAUCUGGCAGUUUGUACAGCUGCACAAGCUUCUGUUUCCACAACACGCACACACAAAACACACACAGAACACACUCUGUGUGGAAGCUGAAGUCAUUAUUUGCCCCAGCACAUGCCUAUGACCACGAUGGCACACUGAAAGUGAAGAAGAAGCUUGGGUCUGUUGUGUAGCAUGACCUGAAGUGGAUCUCUCUCAUCAUCUAACUGCAGCAAAACAAAGGAUAAAGCAGGCCGCUCCAGGGAGACUCAAUGGCCACUGAAGAAAAUCAGAAACAGGUUGAGGCUGUAGUUCUGGCUUCAUCUUCAUCCACUGAGCAUAGACCCAGCAGAGAAGCCAGGCGCUCAAAUGACAGCCGGGAAGUACGGCGAUACUCUGACCAGUUGUGGCAUUCAAAAGAAAGGAGCAGGCCUUCCCUCCUUUUAUAUAGGAAGCUGUCGUGUGACAGUGGGAAAGGGACAAUUUUGGACGAGGAAUAUGAGUGCUUGUAUUACAGCUCAGAACUCUUGAGCACUGAAGAGAAACUUUAUCCAGAGCUGUCGGCUGGCAGUAACAGAGUUACUCCAAUACCUGGGAAAAGUUCAGGGGGAUCUCCGUGCCAGCUGGACACCCUUGGAGAGGGUGUGGAUGCAGGCAGAAACAGAACUGGCAGCACCCGCUGCUCCUGCACCAUGGCUGGCAAUUGUGUGAGUCCAAACAUCUACUGUUGCCACAGCCCUAGAUCCAGUCCGAGCCCCAGCCCUGUUCAGAGUCCGAGCCUCAGCCCCAUCCCCUCUCUGCCCAAUCAGCGACACAUCCGCCGCAGCAGCCUGCCCGUGUCUAUGCGGGCUUUCCACAAGACAUCAUCCUGCCUCUCAUCUCGCUGCAGUCCGUCCAGUGAACCAAGCUCUUUGGUGUCCUCUCCUUGUAGUUCCCCCCUGCCCAACCCUCGCCAGCAUCACCAAAAUGGACUCCUCCACCGGCACCAUCUCAAAGAUGGCUACUCGAGUUUAGAGAGGCUCAACCGAAGGCCCAGGGUCAACAAAUGCUCCCUGGAGAAACUAUUCCUGCUACGGGCAUCUCUCGACACCAUGACGACAACCGCGGGGAGCGUUAAGAGGUCAUCUUUAGGAGUGCCCGGGAACUGCAGCGGGGGCAGCAGCAGUGAUGAAGAGGAUGGAGAGGGUCUCUUGGAUAACGCAGAGUUUGUUAGGAACCGUGGAGAACGUUCCACUGUCCUAGUGAGGCGCUUCUUCAGGAAUAAUCAAAAGGUGACCAAGUCAGUGUGUACUGGAACCAGAGCGAUUGUCAAGACACUGCCAUCAGGACGCAUCUCAGAGGAGGUCUGGGAGGUGGUUGCUUAUCGCAGAAUAUGGCAACCCAGCAAGAAGAAUAUCUGGCCAAUCUUAAUGCAGGUUGUGGGAGAAGAAGUCAGAGUCUGCAGGGGGAUACUACGUUUUGUUGGAGUUAAGCUACAUCAAGUUACCAACUAUGUGCUGGACGGAGAGGAACACAAUCUGAUACAUCCUGCCAAAAAGAUCCUUCUGUUUUUCCCUGGAUGUUUGUGUCUCAGGGAUUCUCGCUGGCUAUCAGACACUGUCAGUGUCACCGUCAGCCCAGCCAGACCGAAUCUGAGGUGUUAUCAUUCUUCUCAUCCACAUAGGUUUUUUCGUGCAUGUGGCCAGAGGACGUCUGUGUGUUCCCUGCUGACCGGAGCCCUACUAGAGGCCACAGCCGCUCUCGGUGCCCGCUUGGCUCUACCUUACCCUUUGCCCCAGGGCCCCAACAGCCACGUUGUGCUGAAAGAGCGUCAGCUGGCCAACAGUAUGACCAGCAGCAGCUCUCUUCCUCCCAGUGUCAGUGGGAUCAGUAAGGAGUUGGCAGAGGUGCGCCACCUUGUUCAGUUCCCUGAGGAGAUCGCCUGUAUCCUCACCGAGCAGGAGCAGCAGCUCUACCAACGGGUCUUUCCCUUGGACUACCUCUGUUUCCUCACUCGAGACAUGGGCAUUCCAGAGUGUCAAACUAAGCGCCACCCAAACCUCAAGGCCUCACUGUCAGUGCCCACCAUGCCUACCCAGAGUGCUCAGCGAAGUAAUGCUGUGGAGGACCUGGUGGCACGCUUCAAUGAGGUGAGUUCGUGGGUGACGUGGCUGAUCCUGACAGCAGGGUCCAUGGAGGAGAAGAGAGAAGUUUUCUCCUAUCUGGUCCAUGUCGCUAAAUGCUGUUGGAACAUGGGAAACUACAAUGGUGUCAUGGAGUUCCUGGCUGGACUCAGGUCCCGCAAGGUGCUGAAGAUGUGGCAGUUCAUGGAUCAGUCGGACAUCGAGACCAUGAGGAGCCUAAAGGAUGCCAUGGCUCAGCACGAGUCUUCUUCUGAGUACAAGAAGGUUGUGACCAGAGCUCUCAAUAUCCCAGGAUGCAAGGUGGUGCCAUUCUGUGGGGUUUUUCUGAAGGAGCUGAGUGACGCGUUGGAUGGGACAGCAAGCAUCAUCAGCCUCAAACAUCAAUCUCCAGAUACUACAGAGGACUCAAUAGAGUUUGUGUCUGACUACAGCGGCCAGCACAACUUCAUGCCACGGUCUGGUCCAGAUGGUCUACACGUCCCAGAGAAAGAAGCAACUGUCAGCAACAUCCUCCAAAUUAUCAGAUCUUGUAAUCGUAGUUUGGAGGCAGACGAUCCCGACGAGGCGUCUACCAGUCCUUCUUCUGCUGGCCCAUACCUUGCGUCCAGAAACAACUCCUUCAGGGACCGCUGCCGCAAUCAAUUCAUGCUAGGCGACUUGUCAGAUUCAGAUGGCGACUUGUCGACUGAGCCGGUGGUGAAAGAGGUGGAGUUUCAGGGGACUGAGGAGACACACAGAGCUUUCAGCCAUGGCACUGAGCUCAUUCCCUGGUACGUGUUGUCGCUACAACCAGAUGUUCACCAGUUUCUGCUUCAGGGGGCCACAGUCAUUCACUACGACCAGGACAACCACCAGACAGCUCGCUGUCUGCUGCGACUACAACCUGACAACACAACACUCACCUGGGCUAAGCCUCAAAGUGGAGGCGCUUCCCCCACAGAGCCACCACUGGGAUUAGGACAGGCUGUAGUGGCAGGACUAGCAGAGGGCCUUUUGGACCUGGGAGUGGUGAAGGCAGUGUUCCUGGGUCAUCAGGGAGUGGACGUUCAUGCCGUGUGUUUGCAAAACAAGCUGAGCCAGAUGACGGUAGAGGAGAAUGGUCUCAGUCUUCUCUACGGUCUCAGUACCACUGACAACAGACUCCUGCACUUUGUGGCUCCCAACCACACGGCACAGAUGCUCCAUAAAGGCCUGUCAGAGUUGGUGAAUGCAACCAGAAAAUUAAAGAAAUUUCCUGACCAAAGGUUGCAGUGGCUGAGGAGGCAGUAUGUCAGUUUGUAUCAGGAGGAUGGCCGGUAUGAAGGCCCUACACUAGCCCAUGCCAUUGAGCUGUUUGGGGGCCGAAGGUGGAACAUGGGUACAGGUGGCGUGGAGAAACCUGCCGCCCAGAAAAACAGCCCUCUGAGCAUCAAUGAUAAGACCAAGAAGAAAAAGAAGGUCCUUGUCAGGGGAGACAGUGGAGAUGCCACGGAUGAUGAGAUGGUGUCCAGGAAAACACGGAGCUGUAAAGACGGACUGUAUCGAAACGGACCAGAGUCUGACAGCAUCGACCAAGAAGAUCCAGAGGACAGCUUCCCUGGACCAUUCUCCCUCUCAUCCAGUAAAAACCCUGGAUUGCUUGCCUCUUCUUCCUCCUCCUCCUCUUCCUCCAGCAUGGUGGGGUCCAACCAGUCCCGUCCACAGUCCUCUCCAAUCCUCUCAGGAACUACCAAGCCGCAGCCGGGGGCUUGGAGCAGCAGGUCGUGGCACGGUCGAGGUAAAGGCUGUUUCAAAGGCUUCCAGAAUCUCAUGAUUUCUGACAGCACGAUGAGCUUCAUUGAGUUUGUUGAGCUCUUCAAGUCAUUCAGUAUCCGAAGCAGGAAGGACCUGAAGGAGCUGUUUGACACCUUUGCCGUCCCCUGCAGUCGAUCAAGUCCAGAGUCUGCACCUCUCUACACCAACCUCAGGAUAGAUGACAAAGACACGGGGCUACAGCCAGACCUCGACUUAUUAACCCGCAAUGGUUCUGAUCUUGGCCUGUUUAUCCGGACGAGGCAGCAGAUGUCUGACAACCAGAAGCAGAUCUCAGACGCUAUUGCAGCAGCCAGCAUUGUGACCAACGGGACAGGAGUUGAGAACGCAUCACUAGGCGUCUUGGGAUUGGCUAUCCCUCAGCUGAACGACUUCCUGGUGAACUGUCAGAGAGAGCACCUGACCUACGAUGAGAUUCUCAGCAUUAUACAGAGAUUUGAGCCUUCAUCAAGCAUGAGACAAAUGGGUUGGAUGUCAUUUGAAGGCUUUGCAAGGUUCCUGAUGGAUAAGGAGAACUUUGCCUCUCGUAUUGAGGAAUCCCAGAUAAACCCUGAGGAGCUGCAGUACCCUCUGUCUUACUACUACAUUGAGUCUUCUCAUAACACCUAUCUAACCGGACACCAGCUCAAAGGAGAGUCCUCUGUUGAGCUUUACAGUCAGGUGCUGCUGCAAGGCUGUAGGAGCGUCGAGUUGGACUGUUGGGAUGGAGAUGAUGGCAUGCCAGUUAUUUAUCAUGGACACACACUCACCACUAAGAUACCCUUUAAGGAUGUGGUGGAAGCAAUUAACAGGUCUGCAUUUGUCAAUUCGGACAUGCCCGUCAUCCUGUCUAUAGAGAACCACUGCUCCCUCCCUCAGCAACGCAAGAUGGCUGAAAUUUUCAAGACGGUGUUCGGGGAACGUCUAGUGACGCGUUUCCUCUUCGAAAGCGACUUCAGCGAUGACCCGCACCUGCCGUCACCGCUGCAGCUGCGAGGGAGGAUCCUCCUCAAGAACAAGAAGCUCAAAGCACACCAGGCGCCAGUGGACAUACUCAAACAGAAGGCCCACCAGCUGGCCCACAUGCAGGCCCAGGCUAGCAACGGGUCGCCAGGGGUUAUUUCGCCCGGCAACCACACCAAUGAGGAAGAGGAAGAGGAAGAAGACGAGUAUGACUAUGACUAUGAGUCUCUAUCAGAUGAUAACAUCCUGGAUGACAAGUCAGAGGGGAAGAGCUCAGCAGACAAAGACGAGCACCCUGUUGAUGAAAUACCGAAGAGGAUGAAGAAGUCUGAUAGCACGACACAGAGCAAAGGAAAGGUGUUUGACAUGGAGCUGGGCGAGGAGUUUUACCUUCCUCAGAACAAGAAGGAGAGUCGACAGAUUGCCCAGGAGCUGUCCGAUCUCAUCAUCUACUGCCAGGCUGUGAAAUUCCCUGGUCUUUCCACACUGUCUCCAGCCGGCUCUAACAGAGGAAAGGAUCGGGGAAAGAGCAGGAAGUCCAUAUUUGGCACAGCUCCUGCUCGCUGCAGCACAACAGGGGAGGUCACGACCCAAAGCCGCACCCCUGGGAAAGGUGGCGCCGAGCGACUGAGUUGGGAGGAGCAACAGACGUCUCCCAUCCUUAACCCCCCCACCUCUCUUAGUGCCAUCAUCCGCACGCCCAAGUGCUACCACAUCUCCUCUGUCAACGAGAACGCCGCCAAGCGCCUGUACCGGCGUUACUCUCAGAAGCUGAUCCAGCACACGGUGUGCCAGCUGCUCAGGACAUACCCAGCAGCCACCAGGAUCGACUCAACCAACCCGAACCCUCUGCUGUUCUGGCUGCACGGUAUUCAGCUGGUGGCACUUAACUAUCAGACUGAUGACCUGCCCAUGCAGUUGAACGCAGCUUUGUUUGAGGCCAACGGCGGCUGUGGCUACGUCCUGAAGCCAGCGGUGCUGUGGGACCGCAGCUGCCCGCUCUAUCAGCAGUUCUGUCCGAUGGAGAGGGAUGUGGACAAAAUGAGCCCCGCUGUCUACUCCCUCACUAUUGUCUCCGGUCAGAACGUUUGUCCUGGUAAUAGCGCUGGCAGCCCGUGCUUCGAGGUGGAUGUUCUGGGCAUGCCCAUCGACAGCUGCCACUUCCGCACCAAACCCAUCCACCGCAACACCCUCAACCCCAUGUGGAGCGAGCACUUUCAGUUCACUGUGCACUUUGAAGAAAUGUGCUUCCUGCGCUUCGCCGUCGUAGAGAACAACAGUUCCCAGACUACCGCGCAGAGGACUAUGCCUCUGAAAGCCCUCAAGCCAGGUUACAGACACAUCCAGUUGAGGACACAACAUAAUGAACCUCUUGAAGUGUCGAGCUUGUUUAUCUACAGUCGCAGAACAGAGGAAGGUCCCACAGGGGGAGCUACUCGCUCAUCACUGCUGUUCAGUUCGGAGGAAAAACGUACGUCGCAGCAACACAGGAUUACAGUGUACGGAGCUCCCGGUCCUGAGCCCUUCACUGUGUUCUGUGUCACAGAACAGACGACCGCCAAACAGCUGCUGGACAUGGUCGUAGCACCUGCAGGAAAUCCGUUGGAGUACUUCCUAUGCGAAGAAAAGGUUCCUCUGUUGAAGGAGCGCAGUGAGGUGAAGCGCUGCGCUCAGCAUCGUCCUCUCGCGCCGGAGGAGGAGGUGGUCAGACUGGUCUCCAGCUGGAACACUGAGGAGGGAUAUGUGGGAAGGAUCUGCCUUAAAACCAGAGAGGAGAACUUAAAUGAGAGGAACACGGUGCUGGAGGGAGAGGAGGAGGUGACUGUGGGAGGUAGAGAAGUAACAGCAGCAGGAGGUGGGGGAGGAGGAGAGGACGAUAUGUUCUUCGUCCAGGUCCAUGAAGUUUCACCAGAGCAGCCUCACACUGUGAUCAAGGCCCCACGCUACAGCACUGCUCAGGACAUCAUACAGCAGACUUUGUCAAAGGCCAAGUAUUCCUACAGUAUCUUAUGUAACCCAAAUCCAAGUGACUAUGUCCUGAUGGAGGAAGUGACCAAGGAGGCCGGCUCUAAGAAGUCCUCCACCGCCAAGCCCCUGCAGCGGGUGCUGCUGGAUCACGAGUGCGUCUAUCAAGCUCAGAGCCGCUGGCGGGGCGCUGGGAAGUUCAUUCUUAAACUCAAAGAGCAGGUGGUGCGGGAAGACAAAAAGACUAAAGUCAUUUCCUUCACCAGCGAGCUGAAGAAGCUGACGAGUCGCAGCCGCAGCAUGACGACUGGCGGUGGAGUGGACGCUCCCGCUCAGAGUAAGGAUGAUAGAGCUGCAUGCUGUGUGGCUCUGACAGAGCUCCAGGAGUGAGGCUCACACUGCUGUCUGUGCAUGGAAGGGCAACAGAGGGUAUCUGUCUGCAGCUGAAGGUCUGAAGGCGUGGGUGGCGGAGGGCAGGGUGGGGGCAGGAAGGUUCUUACAGGCCUCCUCUUCCUCCUCUAGGGCGCAACUUCAACCUGUCUACCUGCCCACCUCCUCUCUGACCCCCCCAGCCUGGACGCUUCACCUCCUCAGGAACUGGAAGAUCCACAAAUGAAGUCCACAGAGAGAGAGGACUUGGGUCGACUACUUCUAAACCUGUAGGAUUCUCCUUUCCAAGAAGGGCGAAGGGUUUCAGCGAGGGUCCUGCACACCAUGGAAUUCUGCGAUAUGCUCCUCUAAGUCCUGAAGGAGUCUGAUGCUUGUGUUAGUUGAACAAGUAGAGGACAGGAUUCAGUCCAAGCCCCGUUUAUGGGUUAGGUGACCGAUGUUCAGCCCCUUUGCUUGGUUGAAUGAUGGACAGGAGUUUCAUCCAGAUGUUUUGAUUGGAAAUCCCACCCGGUGUGGGCGGGUAGCUCUGGCUCUACUUGGUUUAUUGUUUGUAGUUUUGCUCCACAGGGAGUCAAGAGCACCAGAGGCAGCUGUUGUAAUUGAAGUCAUCAGGAAUGUGAUCAGGGACACAAAAAGCAUAUUCUCUUCCCAAUAUAUAGGAGGAAUUUAUGAGACUAAAAGGAACACUUCCCUGAGUAGGAAGCUUUUAGAUGUGCCAGUUUUUUUAUCUCCCAAAAUAUAGAUAAAAUAAAAAAGUAGGAGUGCUUCAAAAUGGCCUCUGGAUUGAAUCAGAUUAGUCAACCACAAUUCUUUUAAGAAGAAAUUCAGAUAUAGUCCUGCUGUAGAUUUGAUGUUCUAUGUGCUAACAUUGGCUAAGAUUUGCUAUUGGAUGACUAUAUCAUGUAUUUGGUUCAGAGUAAGUUUCUAAACGACUCCCCUUUUUCUGGUAUCACACAGCAGACAUAGGGAGGUCUGCUUGGCAAAAUGGAAGGAGAGAUGUAGGAGAGGACGAGGGCUGAAACAGUAAUUCUUCUCUCUUUCUCAGGUAUGGGCUCUUUUGGCAGAGGGCAUUGUGAAGGAGGCUGACAAGCUGGCUUGUUUGGUUCUUUUCUUACUGUUCCACUUUCACCAGUACUGUAAGGGCACACGUUGGGCAGUGCAGACGGGCAAAAAGACAACACAGUGAGACAGUCUAUUCAGAUAUUCUGUAAUGUUAGCAACAACAGUUUAGGCGAUCUCUUGCAUGCUGCUGUCUUUGCCAUAAAGGUGAUAAUACAGGAGCGGCAUUUUAAGGCAAUAUAAAUUUGAACUUCUAUGUUGCCUUGAAAUGUUGUAACACUGCCUUUAACUUUUGGUAAUUUUCAGGAUCAUCAGUGGCUGGUUUCACAAAGUAUGUUUGUCAUUAUUGUCCACUAAUAAUUACGUCAACAAGCAUCUUAACUUGCCAACCAAAUUAAUACAUUUUUACAAAAUACAUACCUAUAGUUACACAAGGGCUGGGUUUGAAAUGUUUUGAUAGUCAUGUAAAUUCAGUGGCUCACUGUGAGUAAUUUGAACAUGUCUUUUUCUAUAAAACUCUGUUCGUUUAAGAAAAGAGUCGAAACCUCUCAAAAGUUAAACGUUACCUAAACACAAGUGGCUGAUCUUUACUAAAGUAAAAUAAAUAUGAUUUGGAACCAAAAUGAUCUCAAAGAAAAAGAGCACAAAUUUGAGCAGACAUUUGAUUCCAGGUUUCGGUCCUUGGCAGUUGAAAGUAUUGAGGUUUAGGACUCAGCCCUAAUGCUAAUAGUGCUAACAAGACAUUUUGGCUAAAUUGAAAAAUGUAAACACUUGUGAGAAGGACUUUUAUGAGGAAAAAUAGCUAAAACAAAACAUAUUUCCUCCUUUAUUUGAGCAGAAUGAUGAUGAAUUCAGCACUAAGACCCUUUGGAGAAACACAGCCAUGUCUUCUUCAAACAGCAUUUUGCACAUUUGUUUUUAACUUCUGCUGUCAUCAGAGUUUUUGUGUUGACAGACAGACUUUAUUGUUAUGAGAUGGUUGAAAAUGACUUUUAAAAAUUGUUAUGAUCAUCAUAUUUAUUACUUUGAAUUUCAGCCCAGUUGCAAAUUUAUUUUGGAGCAAAGCACAAGAUAAAAGUUUGGAUUGUCUUUGUCAAACUGAAAUGGCCGUGUAGUCUGAGCCCCAAUUUGAAAUUCCCCACACUAAAAUAUCAACUGAAUGAAUUGCAUUUAACCUACAUUUACUGUCCUUGAUUUUGAAUGCAGGAUCUUUAUAGAUAGUAUUGAUUGUAGACUUUUCUUUAUAACUAAAUGCUCAUUUCAGUUUUGUGUUUUUUUCAGAAUUGACUAAAACUUCAUUUAUUUGGGGCCAAUUUUCCCCUUUUUUUCUGUUUUGAUGUGUAACAUUUCCAUAUGUUUUAAAGUGUAUUUUGUCUCUUUAGAACAUAGUUUUGUUUUAUUAGGCAUUUCACUUGUUAAUUCGUAGAUCUUCCCUCUAGUGUAGUCACACUGAUCUCACUGAGAGUUUAAAAUCUACAGUAAAUACCAGCUGGUCUUGAUUUGUGACAUGAAAAGAAUCUUACACAAAAUGUGUAUUUAGGCUUACCAAACACUAUAGAGACAAACUUUAUUUCCUGAAUCAAAUUUAAAGAAAAGUGUUCUGAACCCACUAUAAUUAAGAAUAAAUAUAACACUUAAACAAUAUAAAACUUGUAAUUGGCAGACUGAAAUUUGGCAUCAGAAGCUUUCUAAAACCUGCAAACUUCAUGUUAAGACACCAAGUAUAAUGUUGUUUAAAAUGUUUGAAUAUAUUUUAUAGGCAAAUGUAGCCACACUCCACAAAAAGAUUGGACUGUUUGUCUUCUUACUUUAAUUUGUCUUUUUAGUAAAAGUUUGCGCAGUGCCAAGUAACGAUGUUUGAAUUUUAGUGCAAUAGUCACUUAGUCAAAACUGAUCAUUCACAGGCAGAGAUGGUAUGGCAGUAGGACGAUCCUUUAUGGUAAUGAAGGUAGAUCCGCUUGUGAUCCAAGAAACCACGACUGUCUGUCAAGGAUAAGAGUUAAGCUGAUAUAGUAGUCGCUGUAAUCCUUCUGUCCACUCUGCAAUUUGGUUUAUGAAGUGAAACAUGUUUAUGCAAGGAGAUCAUAUUUCAUAAACUGGUGAUUACUUACAAAGACAAUGCUGGAUAAAAGUGAUGCCAGCUGAUAUGAAAUCCACACUGACUUUAAACAGAAAGGGACGUUUUCUGUUAAGUUGUAAAUGUAUAAUCUGCGGGAGCUUCGUCACAUCCUAACACCGUUCAGACAGAGCUGUGUGUUCUUUGUUUUCCUUCUUUCUAACCUGUAGACCUCAUUUCUGAAUGUAAUAUUUCUUAACGUGAGACAAAUGUGUGUUUGGAUGUUAUUUAUUUUAAUGUGAAGCCCUGGUUGGCAAUUAUCUGUCGUCGUCUAUGUAUAAUUUCCUGUAAGUAGUUUUAAGUGUUUUAUUUUUAUUUAUUUCAAUAUGUAAGAGGAGAAACUCUCUUCUGUCCUAACUUUGCUCAAACUUAUUUAGAUAAGAUAGGUAAAAAAAAAAUGUUUGACUUCAUGUGUAAAAUACUCAGCGUUGUAUUCAUAUUUCUGGCAUGUUAUUCUGCAGUACACAGCAACGUCUUAUGUGAGUUUUCAUAAAUUGGACAAAUGCUGACAGUUCUUUGUCAAAUCUUUUUUUGGGUAUAUUCAUUAUAUCCACUGAGUAUGAAAUCUGUGUUUGCUGACUGUGGGCUAAUGUUUCAUCUUCAGCACUCUGUUGUUUCCAUAAGAUGUGCAGUAUACCCUUUAACAUCCACUAUCCGUGUUAUGAUGUGGCUGUCAAGUGAACAUUUGUCUAUUUACUUGAAUUUUUAAAUGGAUGAGAAUUGGUGGAUUUGUCAUAUACUAGGAUCACAAUAAAAAUACAAAUACUUAA